Molecule: messenger RNA, 1049 nt
Organism: Batrachochytrium dendrobatidis JAM81
Lineage: Eukaryota; Fungi; Chytridiomycota; Chytridiomycetes; Rhizophydiales
Exons: 8
Coding region: 1-987 (328 amino acids)
Biological process (GO): mRNA export from nucleus
Cellular component (GO): THO complex part of transcription export complex
Molecular function (GO): protein binding
Source: RefSeq, a predicted model, not a curated record
AUGGUUGGCGUUCCAUCAAGUGUUGCCAAGUACAGGACUGCCUUUGAAUCCGCAGAAUCAAGAGACUUGCGUGGUCAUACAGGAAAAGUCAAUAGUGUGAAAUGGAAUUGCGAUGGAAGACGAGUAGCUUCUGGCUCUGCAGACAAAACUGCCCGUAUAUGGACUAUGGAACGCUCGACACUUCGGGAAUCUACCGAGUUGAGAGGCCAUCAAGGAAGCGUUAGCAAAGCAGUCUGGGAUCCAGAUCAUCCAGACAAAUUGGCAACUGCUUCUGUAGAUUGCAGUGUCCGUCUUUGGGAUGUACGAGCUCAUCGCUCACCAUCCCACACAAUUCAAACAAAGGGAGAAAAUAUCAAUAUGUGCUGGAGUCCUGAUAGCCGAUGCAUUGCUGUAGGAAACAGGGAUGAUUUAAUCACAUUUAUUGAUCCUCGUGGUGGAACAGAUGGCGAAGGCAAAAAGACAUAUAUUUGGCAUACGCUUUCCAAUGAGCAUGAGAUCAAUGAACUAGACUGGAAUUAUGCUGGGGAUCUAUUGUUUCUUACUACUGGAGAGGGUACUGUCAAAAUAAUCGAGUUUCCCUCAUUCAAGACUGUACAUUCAUUUAAAGCACACACUGCCAAUGCAUACUGUAUAGAAUUUGAUCCUCGUGGAAGAUAUUUUGCUACUGGUGGUGCCGAUGCAAUCGUAGCUCUUUGGGAUAUAGAAACACUAACAAGCUUGCAAACAUUUAGUCGUCUCGAUUGGCCGAUUCGAGCACUGUCAUUUAGUUUUGAUGGAGAUUUUAUUGUAUACGGAUCUGACGAUAAAUGCAUAGAUAUUUCACACGUCGAGUCAGGAGAGCAUAUAUUUACUCUAAAGACGAAUGCAGCAAUAAAUUCGCUAGCAUGGCAUCCGACUAAACACAUUCUUGCCUAUGCAACAGAUGGAAGCGAUCACAAUGGACGACCAGCAAGUCUCCAGGUCUUUGGAUUCAAUCGGCAGUCCUGACAAUGUGGCUAUUUGGAGCAAGACAUUCAUCUGAGAAUAAAAAAGAUCAACUUUUAAAAGCU